CAUCCUAACGACGAUUUCACAGCGAUGACUGUAAUUUCACAAAGAAACAGCUGCUAGCUACCACCGAGGACAAUUUUAAUCACGUUAUCUUCCGUCAACCGCGUUGAUUGGACUUGGCUAAUAACUGCGUUAGCUGUGUGACGUCCACUCAUUUCAUUUUAACGCAUGGGAUCUGACUAUUUACUGGCCCGCAAGCUACUGUUUUCGCAUCGGAUAAUGCUAACAAUGAACGUGAAUUUGAAGGUCCCCAAACCCCGAGGACGUUCCAGAUAACCUCCUUCUGCCUUUGAGGAAGAGCAGCCGCACUUUGGAUACUUUAUGGUCUUUAACUGUGCCUCUUUGAGAGCAUCAAAAUCAUUAAGAAACCCUGUUGCAGUCAAUAACAUCAACCAGCACCAGGCAUCGACCACCGUUCACUGCGGCUCUUGGAAGAUCAGCGUUGUGUUUAUGUCUUUGUUUUGCGAAAACGAGCUGUUGCGCAGCCGUUGGAACCUGUGUGGUGGAAAUCUAGACUUCAAGCAAGGAGCUUGCAGCCACAGCGGCACAACGUUUUUCAUGUCAGAGACCGAGCACGCUUGCAGUCGUUUAUGUCAUCCCCUCUUUUCCAGACAGAAGAUCCCGAAAAAUCCCCAACCAAGAUCCUUUUAUCUUACUGAUAGUGCUAACAUCCAGCCAAAAUGUCUGUCAACGUCAACCGCAGCGUGUCAGACCAGUUCUAUCGCUACAAGAUGCCCCGUCUGAUUGCCAAGGUUGAAGGCAAAGGGAAUGGAAUCAAGACGGUCAUUGUCAACAUGGUUGAUGUUGCAAAGGCUCUGAACAGGCCUCCAACAUACCCGACCAAGUUUUUUGGUUGUGAACUCGGCGCUCAGACCCAGUUUGAUACCAAAAACGAUCGUUACAUCGUCAACGGAUCCCACGAGGCGAACAAGUUGCAGGACAUGCUUGAUGGGUUCAUCAGAAAAUUUGUGCUGUGUGCCGAGUGUGACAACCCUGAAACUGAUCUGCAUGUCAAUCCCAAGAAACAAACUAUUGGUACUUCCUGUAAGGCCUGUGGAUAUCGCGGCAUGCUAGACACCAGACACAAACUCUGCACAUUCAUCCUCAAAAACCCACCUGAGAGCAAUGAUAGUGGAUCUGCAUCUGUGAAGAAAGAGAAGGAGAAGAAGAACCGCAAGAAGGACAAGGAAAACGGCUCUGGCAGUGGCGAGGCUGGAAACCAUGACAACUUUGAUGCUCCCGAGGCUGUGGAUCGAGAUGACGAUGAUGAGGACUGGGCAGAGGAGACUACAGAGGAGGCACAGAGGCGGCGAAUGGAGGAGAUCAGCGAUCAUGCCAAGAACCUGACGCUCAGCGAGGACCUGGAGAAACCCCUGGAGGAUAGGGUCAACCUCUUCUACAGCUUUGUGAAAAACAAAAAGGAAAGCGGAACGAUUGACGCAGCUGAUAAAGAGAUCUUGGCGGAGGCAGAGCGCCUGGAUGUGAAGGCCAUGGGCCCGCUCAUCCUGAGCGAACUGCUGUUCAACGAGAACAUCCGUGACCAGAUCAAAAAGUACAAACGUCACUUCCUGCGUUUCUGCCACAACAACAAGAAAGCCCAGAAGUAUCUGCUGGGAGGCUUUGAGUGUGUCGUGAAGCUGCAUCAGGUCCAGCUCCUGCCACGUGUUCCCAUCAUCCUCAAAGACCUGUACGACGCUGACCUGCUGGAGGAGGACGUGAUUUUCGCCUGGGCAGAGAAGGUUUCUAAGAAGUAUGUCUCCAAGGAACUUGCCAAAGAGAUCCAUGCCAAGGCCGCUCCUUUUGUCAAAUGGCUGAAGGAGGCAGAGGAGGAGAGCGAGGGCAGCGAAGAAGAGGAGGAGGAAGAUGAUGAGAAUGUCGAGGUGGUGUACUCGUCCUCUGCCCGCGAGCUCAAAGUGGAGACUGUGAAACCAGACACGCCAGAGAAAGAAGAGGACGACAUUGACAUCGAUGCGAUCUGAGAGACUCGAGUGAUGAUGAUGCUUUUCCUGACUUGCGGCUUUGACUCACGAUGCCCUGUACUAGCUAAAUGGCUGGCCUUUUCCCUCCUUUACUACCUGCCCCACCACCACCCCUCUCUGCGAUCCCUUCUCCGCUUAGUGGCAUGAUUUAACAUAGCGCUUUAUCUGCUGCACAUUAAUGCUGUCAUUUUGAAGUGUAUUCAGUUGAUGAAAUUAAGUUGCUUUUGGGGAUUUGAAUCAUGGGUGAUUUGGGGGUUUUGUUUUGACUGCACUUUUUUUUUUCUUCUUUUUUUUUAUUUUGGUCCUUGUAUUUUUCCAGUCAAUAAAGAAUGAAUGUUUUGCUAUCCAGCA
Oreochromis aureus is the source of this 2327-nucleotide messenger RNA. It is a transcript of the gene eif5, whose product is annotated as eukaryotic translation initiation factor 5. The transcript is spliced from 12 exons. The record is from RefSeq and is a predicted model, not a curated record. Gene Ontology annotation, biological process: formation of cytoplasmic translation initiation complex; translational initiation; formation of translation preinitiation complex. Bases 678 to 1976 code for a protein of 432 amino acids. Gene Ontology annotation, molecular function: eukaryotic initiation factor eIF2 binding; GDP-dissociation inhibitor activity; translation initiation factor activity. NCBI's taxonomy places the organism in Eukaryota, Metazoa, Chordata, Actinopteri, Cichliformes, Cichlidae. Gene Ontology annotation, cellular component: cytosol.